CUCGUUUUCAAUCCAAGAUGUCAGCCCCCAUGAAAAUGUGAAAAUUGAUUUUGGCUAGGGCUCGAGUUUGUUUUUUUAGUCGAUACAAACAAAAUUAAAAGAAAAUGUCUGCUUUUCUAAGAACUUUUAGUCUACCAUCAUUUAUUGGUUUGGGUGGAUAUGGAUUGUAUGUCAUUGCCAAGAAUACUUUAUUCCUUGGACAGGAGGACGUACAGUUAUGUGAUUAUUAUAAUCAACCAAUAGAUAUGUCUGAUGAACUGAAGGAUAUAGAAAAAGAGCUUAUACUGAAAUUGGAUUGGGAAGUGAAGUUGUUAGCCAAUAUCCGAUUAUUUAUGAGCGAAGAGAUUGAGAUGUGUCAUAGAGGUUUGAUAAAUGCCAAAACUGGUGCUAUAAUAGGAAUACCACAGACAUUUCACUGCCAUAAAGUCAGUGAUAUAUCAUGUUGGGAUGAUAUCUGUAAAUUUUAUAACAUUUCUCUUGACAAAUCAUCUGAAAGUCCAAAAGAACUCGGAGAAGCAUUAAUCCUUAGUAACAAAGCCAAAAAGUUUGCUAUUGCACGAGAAGUAUUUUUAGCCAAAAGUUAUCAUAAGUUUAUGCCGCUAUUAUUCAUGUUUUCGUCAGGAUUCCUAACAUACACAGUGUGGUACUAUUUGGAAAAGCCAUUGAAAUCAAAAGCAUUAAUUAGAAAUUGUGUGCAUAUAUUUGGCAUUCUGUUGAUGGUAAAAUUGUACUUAGAAAUGAUGAUUGUUUAUACACGUAGACUAGAACGCAAAGUUGAUGUGGCAGCUUGUAAGAUGGAGGAAGAUUAUGCUGAAGGUGGAAUUGAAUAUUACGAUAAACUAAUUAAAACUCAGCAGGUUGUAAGUCUCCUGCAGAAUGACAAGGAACUAAGCAUAAUAGAUCAAAUGUUAGGUACUGUUUCAAGCUUUUCUAGAAGUCGUCAUUUAACAUUAGAGGAUAGAAGAAAAACGGUUGAAAACUAUGUAAAUAAAUUGACUGAAGAACAGAAAUCAACAAACAGUUAAAAACAGGAUCUGAUAAUAGUAUUUGAUUUUAGAAAUAAAUGAUUAGUGUGUUUUG
This is a messenger RNA of Mytilus trossulus (common blue mussel), 1080 nucleotides long. RefSeq names its product transmembrane protein 177-like. NCBI's taxonomy places the organism in Eukaryota, Metazoa, Mollusca, Bivalvia, Mytilida, Mytilidae. The coding region runs from base 105 to 1025 and encodes 306 amino acids. The transcript has 3 exons. The record is from RefSeq and is a predicted model, not a curated record. Gene Ontology annotation, cellular component: membrane.